Messenger RNA from Schistosoma guineensis, 4710 nucleotides. The record is from the annotation of a GenBank genome assembly. Lineage: Eukaryota; Metazoa; Platyhelminthes; Trematoda; Strigeidida; Schistosomatidae.
CUUGUGUUAAUUGUUGAUGUGGUUGUUAGAAGGGUAAUCGGCCUUGUGACUUCCGGAGAAUCUAGGCUUUCAUCAUGAGGCUUGAUAAUUGUUCUGAAUGAAGAUCGUUUGACUUGGAGAGCAGAGUUUCAAUGGUUUAUUCUGGUUAGCGUCGCCCAAGCCAUGCAAUCCGCACUUAAUCAGUUGGCAAUCAGUGUCCGUAGGUAUGGUAUGUGCUUUGUACCUUCGAAGUGCAAAGUACUUCGACAAGACUGGCAGGAUUCCAAUCCUGUACUCACCUUGGAUGGUGAGCAGAUAGAAGUAGUCGAGAAGUUCGUGUAUCUAGGUAGCUGCAUAAGUGCUGGUGGGGGUGUGAGUGAUGAGAUCAAUGCACGAAUAGUGAAAGCCAGAGCGGCUUAUGCCAAUCUGGGCCACCUUUGGCGCCUUCGUGAUGUUAGUCUGGCUGUAAAAGGUCGGAUCUACAACGCGUCAGUGAGAGCAGUUUUACUCUAUGCUUGUGAAACCUGGCCUCUCCGAGUUGAGGAUGUUAGACGACCCUGUGUUCGAUCAUCGUCGUCUCCGAAGGAUUGCUGACAUCCAGUGGCAACACCAUGUCAGUAAUGCAGAGGUUCGGCAUCGUGUGUUCGGGCACAGAGAUGAUAAUGCAAUCAAUGUCACCAUCUUGAAACACCGACUUCGGUGGCUUGGACAUGUUCUCCGAAUGUCGUCCCAGAGAAUUCCACGUCGUGCAUUAUUUGCCGACUCUGGGACUGGUUGGAAGAAGCGGAGAGGUGGUCAGUGCAUGACAUGGUGUCGGGGCAUGAAAGAAAGCUGCAAAGGACUGGCUUGUGUUAGUCCUUCACAACUCCCUGACUGGGGUCCGAGAAAUGGUGCAACACAGUGGUUAGAGACGUUAUCAGAUAUGGCUCAGAAUAGAAACCAGUGGCGAUCCUGCUAUAACCUUCUUUUACUUUCUUCAUAGAAAGUGGUUGUAUCUUCCUUAACUGAAAGAUUUCUUCUGAUUAUACCUUUCCGUUCCCUCAUUAUUACUAUUAUUAUUACUACACUACCUUACACCAAUCUCUUCGUUAUUGUUCUCUUUUUUUUUCUUUCUCUUCGAAUUCUCAUUGUUUUGUGUGGCGCAUAUAUAUUGGCGCUCUCUUGUACCAAUAUUUAUGUGUUCAAAUAGAUAAAUAAUAAAUAAAUACGGGAUAGGUUUUCUGACUUUAUGCUCAACCUUCCUCCCUCACUCGUGCUUGGGACCGAUAGUGACCCUAGAAGAGCUACAGGCGGAGUUAAAGGAAUUUAUUGGGACAUCUGAGAUUGUAACAUGUUUGCUCGAAUAUGUAUAAAUUCACAAAAACGUUGAAGUCCAACCAAUUUAAAGUGAUUAUAUUCUUUACAGUUGGUUCAUCGCUUCCUUUUAUUUAUCCUUUUAAAUUUCUCUUUAUGUACUAUUAUGAAGUGCAACAACUAAACAGAAUGGGGGUUUAUGGAGAUUGUAGUAAUUAAAUAGAUGAAUUCAUGAGCCGAUUAAAGCUAGACCACCAUGGAAAACCUGCAAGCACUGGACGGCCGUUUUAUCCUAGUAUGAGACUCCUCAGCAGUGCGCACCCACAACCCCUAUGCGGGGCUCGGACCCCGGAUCUUCAGUCUCAACAACUUAAACCAAUUGACAUUUUCAUCAGAUCUUACACCUUAUUGAAUCACCUAGUCAGUAAAGUUGUUCAUAGAGUCAGCUCGUUGCCCUUAUAUUUUGAACUCUUAAAUUUCUUUUAACUAGCUUUCUUAUCUGAAAUAAUCUUCCUAAGUGAAUACUCGGCACAGACGUAAAAUAAUCCAUACAUCUCAUCAAUAAAUUCCGAUCAUUUAACUGCAUAGCGACUUUCCCUUAAGAAGCACCGCGAGUCAAACUGUUAUUUUUGGUGUAGUUUUUUUCACCAGCAUUAGUGGUCAAGCCUUUUCUACCUCAUUUUUAUGCAGGUGCAUUUAACAGGAUUGCAUACUAUUGUCCUGAUUGUUUUGUCUGCUCUGCAUUUUUCAAAUGCUGAUCAGGCUUAUGACUUUUUGAUUUGUUGCAUUAUAUUUUCGUACAUAGUUUACCCAAUCACAAACGGAUACUUUCCAUUAAAUGUUUUCGAUAACUAGUUAAAAUGCAGUUAAGCAUACAUUCAUAUUCAUCUGAAUAUUUUAAGUCUUAAUAUAGGUUCCUUAUUUAACAAAAGAGAUUUACAUGUCUUUCAUCUGAGCUAAAAAUGAUGGUUUCAUAACCAUAUAUUCAUUGCAGUUAGAUAACAUUUUAAAACAGAUUUCACUCAGGGUUCAGCAUAAGAAGAUUAUUUUCGUACACUUCAUCCUUUAUUUUGUGAUUCCAGUCAACUAAAAUAAAGCAUCUUCCUGGUGUUGCGUUGCGUAUAGAAGAUAUGGAUAAGCAAAAUGUCGAUACUACAAGUACUGGAUUUCUAGCUGUUCAACCCUUCUUUUAUACAACACGUGUUUUGAAUCCUAAUAAAUCCUAUCCCAUUGAUGAUGAUGCCCUGGAACGCCAAUUUGUUAAAGUGAAUGCCUUUCGUGUUCUAGAAAGUCUUGAUAAUUUGAUAGAUGGUGUUUUGUUGGUCACACCUGAAUCUUUGUGUUUCGACGCAAGUCAAACUGCAGUAGCUCAAAAACAGGCUUACAUUGCUUCUCAUUCUGAAUUAUCUUCAAGUGAUUAUAACAUUGAUGCUACUCAUAACAAAAUGAUUGAAUCACAUCAUGACUCUGACAAUAAAUCAUCCACCUGCCAUGAUAAUAAUGUUGAGUUUUCUUGUUGCCAUAUUCCUCAAGAACUACUAAAUUUAGGAUUAUGCAUUCCAUUAGCCUCAAUCAUUGCCAUGAAAACGCUUGUUGAAAACGAUGUUAUACAUAUUUUAAAAUCCGAAUGUAAUAAUAAAAUAAAUUCAUUAUCCAACUCAACUUUGCAAAAUGAAAAGACAGAAGAGCAUGUCAAUGUACAAAGUACAAAUGAAAAUACGAAGUCAACUGAUGAAAAUACUGAUAAUCAGCGAAAUGAUCCCAAUUCAUCCAGUAAUAUUGAUAAGGAACAGCCUGACGAAACUAGUAAAUCAAUUAUAAACGAUAAUUCCGUUGGUCUCUCCGAUAGCACUUAUGCUGUCAAUAUUGAUGAACAGUUGAAAACUCCUGAAAUUCCCUCUGAAAUCGAGACAACUUUGUCAACAUCAUCAUCAGUAUCAUCAUCACCGCACCAACUACCAACAGCAUCUUUAGAAACAUUGAGUACAUCUGUGAGUCAAUUAUUACAAAAAGAAAAUAACAGUGAAGACAAAAAUGUAACUAACGUUACAAACGAUUUAUAUUUGAGAAUCACUCUAAUUGGAGAUAUAACUCAUAUAUUUCGUCUUGCUGUUGAUCGCCUCACUCAAGUCUACAGUUUUCUUUUACGUGCUGGUGUAGGCAGUUUAGACAAGCAUAUAGAAGUUAACAAUCAUUCUGAACAGGUCGUUAUUGGAAAUUCUGAUAAAGGACAGGCGUUAGAUUCUGAUUCUACAGUAUGUCAUCGUCGUAGUUUAGUUGAAGAAAUGUUAGAAAGUCUGGAACAAUCUAUUCAUGUACCAAUACUCAAUGGUGGUGAAAGCAGAAUAUUAACUAAUGACAUGCUAGUAGAUCUUAGUGUUAACUUUCCUGCAUAUUGGAGUAGUUCUAACUUAAAUUCUAUCUACAAAUCUGAAGAUGAUGGCUAUUGUUUAAACACAGUGUACAGAAAGUGUAAAGAUGUUGAAGGUAGUGUUUUAUUGCUUAUACGUGAUACAAUGGGCGUUGUAUUUGGUGCAGUUAUGUCGGAAACAAUGAAAUGUAGCAAACAUUUUUAUGGGACUGGUGAAACAUUUGUCUUUCAUUGGAAACCAACAUUUAAAAAAUAUUGUUGGACUAAGAAGAAUUAUUUUUUCAUGCGAGGAUCUCUUCAUUCAUUUCAUAUUGGCGGUCAAAGCGGACGAAAUGCAAUAUGGUUUGAUGAAUCAUUAAAAUAUGGUUGUAGUGAACCGACCGACACAUUUGACAAUCCUGUACUCAGUGGAAAUUUACCAGAUAUACAAUUCUCUUCUUUAUCAUUGAAUAAAUCUGAUAAAAAUGAGAAUGUUUUAAUAGAAAACAAUAUUAAUAAUGUACAUGUUAAUUCUAAUCCAUUAAAUCCAACGAUAAAAUCUUCAUCUACAGUAUGUGAUAGUGUCUCAUUCAUAAUUGAUACAUUUGAAUUGUGGCAAUUAAUCAGUUGUUAGUGUGAUAAAGUUUUACAUAUUUUAUUGUAUUUGAUCUAUCUAUGAUUUCUUGUUAUUAACUUAUUACAAAUCCAUAUUUGUUAAAUUGUAUGACAACUAUGUUAGUAUCCUUUUAUUUUUAUGACAUAUUGUAUGUAUAUGAAUGCUGAAUUGUGUAAUAAUGAUAGAAAUUGUCGAUCAACUUUUCUUUUCCCUUAGAUUAUGUUUGAUUGACUUGAUUGCACUAUGAUUACUAUUAUUGUUAUGAGUUAAAGGAUCUAUGAUUUCAGCUUGAAAAUAAUAUGUUUACAGGCAGUAAUUAAUAGAUUGAAAUGAUUUCUCUCUUUUGUUUCGUCAUGUCAUUCCAUUAAUUGAUCAGUAUGCUUUGUUUCCUUUUUUUGUAAAAUAGUUUCUAUUGUUUUUCGUUUACUAAAAUAUGAAUAAACAAAAGUAUCACACUUGCUUUUAUGUCAUU